GCUUCUUUAGCAAUUCCUGAUAUCACUCUUCUUGAAAUUUUACUUGAUAAGCUGAUAAUAUGCAAAAGUAUAUCUUAUGCAGCAGUUGCUGCUCAUACAGAUAAGAGUGGUAGACGUAAAUUGGCUGUUAUGCUUGUUGAACAUGAACCACAUUCUUCCAAGUUCCUCUACUACUAAGCAUUGGGGAGGAGGAUACAACUCUGACAAAGGCAACUGAAAGUGGUGAUACCGACCUUGUUUAUCUUGUCUUAUUUAAUAUCCGGCAGAAGGUAUCACUUGUGAUAUAUACUUAUUUUAAGUAAUUUGUAUGCCUUCAUAUACUUCAAUAGAUGAAUCCAUUAACAUUUGUGGAGUGCAAACAAAUGUCACUUUCUUGGGUUAUGAUUUAUUUGUCUUUUCCACAUACAUUUGUUAAACAUAGAGGCCACCGUUGGAGUUAUUUGGAAUGAUACAAGCCUGAACACUGGCACGUGAUUUAUUUAUCAGUUAUGCACAGUGGGUACACUCUAUUUGACUCUUUUGAGGGUUGUUUCUUUAAUCUGGGGACCUUGUUAUGUAAACCUGUUAUUAUUUCUUUAUUUGUGCAGAUACUGUAAGCAUGAUUUUCUGACAGACUUCUUUCUUUCGUCUGGGCAGCUUCAAGUAGGUUGACUCGACUUAUGUGGGCUAAAAUCUUGUUCCUGCAUUUUUAUUUUUCUUUUAAUGGACAUCAUAUAUUGGCUGCAAUAUGCUAUGUCAUUUGACCGAGUUAUUUGGUGGUUGGGCCACUUAUCUCCAAACAUCCUGCAUGUUACCAGAUGAUAUAUUUGUUUUCCAAUUUUUUUCAAUUGAAAAUAAGAAACUGACAGAGAGUUAUUUCAUGAUUCAUGACUUUGGGAAAUGAUGUGAGCUUUGUUGAAUUGCUAAGAGGAUAACCAUUGAGCAAAGAAAGAAAUUUCAGCAUAAUCUUAUUAUAGGUGAUGAUUGGAUAAUAAAUUUUGUUGAUUAUUAAUAUUUAAGAAGCAGGCAAUGUAAAACAAAGUGUGAUCUAUUUAUGAUUUUGUAUUAGUGUCUAUGUAUAUAUCAUAUCUAUAUGGUGAUUUAAACAUUUUAUGCUUGUCACAAUCAAAGUUGUUAUUCCUUUUCUAUUGAUACAGGAGAUGAAUAGUCAGUGUGAUGAGAAAACGUCUGAUUUUAUUUUUUGUAAGACAAGAAUAGUCUUUACAAAAAUAGUAAGUUUAUUCAUAUACUUCUAGCGGUUUUUUAAUAAAUUUAUGUUUUAUU
Messenger RNA from Camellia sinensis, 1263 nucleotides. The record is from RefSeq and is a predicted model, not a curated record. Lineage: Eukaryota; Viridiplantae; Streptophyta; Magnoliopsida; Ericales; Theaceae.